AUGGUGCUGGGAAAACUGGAUGGCCACAUGCAAAUCAAUGAAACUGAAACAUUUCUCCUCCUGGGACUUUCCAAGAAGCCAGAGAUUCAAUCUGUUCUCUUUGGGUUGUUCCUAUCUUUGUACUUUGUCACUAUCUUUGGGAACCUGCUCAUCAUCCUGGCCAUCAUCUCUGACUCCCACCUCCACACACCCAUGUACUCCUUCCUCGCCAACCUGUCCUUUUCUGACAUCUGUUUUACCUCCACCACCAUCCCAAAGAUGCUCCUGAACAUACAGACGCAAAGCAAAGCCAUAACCUAUAUAGGCUGCAUCACACAGAUGUUUUUUUUCACAGUUUUUGGACUUUUGGACAAUUUCCUCCUGACCAUAAUGGCCUAUGACCGCUUCGUGGCCAUCUGUCACCCCCUGCACUACACAGUCAUUAUGAAUCCCUGUCUCUGUGCCCAGUUACUCCUCCUAACCUGGCUCAUCAGUGCUCUGGGGGCCCUCCCUGAGAGUUUAACCACAUUGCAACUUUCUUUCUGUGCUGUUGUUGAAAUCCCACACUAUUUCUGUGAACUCCCUGAGGUCCUCAAGCUUGCCUGCUCAGACACUUUCAUCAGUAAUGUCGUAUUGUAUGUUGUGACAGGCAUUAUGGGCUUUUUUCCUCUUGCUGGGAUCCUUUUCUCUUAUUCUCGAAUUGUUGCUUCUGUACUGAGGAUCUCAACAGCAGGAGGGAAGUAUAAAGCAUUUUCCACUUGUGGGUCUCACCUCUCAGUUGUCUCCUUGUUCUAUGGAACCUGCCUUGGGGUCUAUCUCAGUUCCACAUGGACACAUGCCUCUCGUACAGGGGCGUUUGCCUCAGUCCUGUAUACUGUGGUCACCCCCAUGAUGAAUCCGUUCAUCUACAGUCUGAGGAACAGAGACAUGAAGAGAGCUCUGAGAAAGCUUCUCUACAGUGUGUUGUCCCUCCAAGGAGAGCAUCAAUGA
This is a messenger RNA of Phacochoerus africanus (Common warthog), 969 nucleotides long. Its product is annotated as olfactory receptor 7C1-like. The record is from RefSeq and is a predicted model, not a curated record. The transcript has 2 exons. Lineage: Eukaryota; Metazoa; Chordata; Mammalia; Artiodactyla; Suidae. Gene Ontology annotation, biological process: G protein-coupled receptor signaling pathway. The coding region runs from base 1 to 969 and encodes 322 amino acids. Gene Ontology annotation, molecular function: G protein-coupled receptor activity; olfactory receptor activity. Gene Ontology annotation, cellular component: membrane.